UAGGACAUGGUGAAUGUGACUGUCAGUCCAGUAGCUUGACUGAUAUGGUCACUAGUUCAGCUACAUUUGCUUCCAUUAUUACUAAAUUUCUUUACACUUUUUAUGUCUUUUCACAGGUAGCAAAUCAUCAACCCCAGCAUUUACAUGUAACCCAGGUGUUGUCCAGCCAGAGGAAGAACCAGUACAUGACUUAUGUAUGGACAGGAUCAGUGCAGACCUGGACUUGCAAGAUGUACCUCCUCCAGACCCUGUUUCCCUUUUAGAACCCCAGGACAUCCUUGACCUUCCACUUCCCCCACCUCCAACCCCAGUCUUAGAACACUCCACACCUCUAUCUGACUCCUCUGCCAGCCCUCCUCCACUUUCUGCUAUCAGCCCGCCAAGGCCCACCACUCUGGCUCUGAAGACAAUGCCCCGCACCACUGGCAACAAGCAGAAUGGUGGAUCAUCAGCCCAAGAUCCAGAGGACAAGGAGAAGAAGAUAAUGGAGGAGGAGCUUAAGAAGUGCAUUGAGGAUUUUCGCAAGAUUAGAAUCCCCAAACUCUUCCCGGAUCGCAAGAGGCACUGGCAGAAUGACCUCCUGAAGAAAUACAAUGCCUAACUCACAUGAGUAGAUGGCCAAUAAAGCAAAAACUUCAUGGAUAAACAUGUUAUUCUUUCUGCGAUACAUUAGUUUACUUAAAACAGGAUCUAGUAUCCUCCCCAGAAGCACACCAUUGACAGGAAAUCUGUAUAUGCAAUCAAGAUGGAUUGUAUAAAGAUUAAAACAAAGGUAGGCGACCUGAUCCGUUUUGUUUGUCAGGGUUAGUCUGAGAAGCAGUCUUGCUUUAUCAAAUCUUUGAUGAUAUUUAAAUUUUUUGUCAAAUUCUAAUAGAGGAUCAAAUAAAUAAACCUUUUAUUCUUUUAAAAGAAAAUGUUCUGAGUAAAGGGAGAAGGAAAAGAGGGGAGCAGGGGGUUGGAAGUUGAUUGUGCCACAUUCUGUCUAGCAUUUGCUGAUUGCAAAUCAUAGCUGACAGCUGAGUAGUUGAUAGUAUCAUUACACUGAAGCUAAAUAAAGGACAUGUGUUUAAAGAGCUAUUCAACGUCUGCCUGUACUUUGGACUGAAUAAAUGCACCAC
Pangasianodon hypophthalmus (striped catfish) is the source of this 1118-nucleotide messenger RNA. RefSeq names its product BTB/POZ domain-containing protein KCTD16-like. The transcript has a single exon. Bases 197 to 601 code for a protein of 134 amino acids. Lineage: Eukaryota; Metazoa; Chordata; Actinopteri; Siluriformes; Pangasiidae. The record is from RefSeq and is a predicted model, not a curated record.